Messenger RNA from Zootermopsis nevadensis, 5754 nucleotides. RefSeq names its product MAPK interacting serine/threonine Lk6 kinase (gene Lk6). The record is from RefSeq and is a predicted model, not a curated record. Lineage: Eukaryota; Metazoa; Arthropoda; Insecta; Blattodea; Termopsidae. Gene Ontology annotation, biological process: protein phosphorylation. Gene Ontology annotation, molecular function: protein kinase activity; ATP binding.
AGUCCGUCAGUUGUUUUCAGUCAGUUGAAGUGCAAGGGUGUCUUUUUUUUACAAGUGCAACGAGUGUUCAUUGUCGAAUAUUACCUGUCGUCUCGUUAUUUCUUAACUUGUCGGAGUGAGGUUAGGGAUACAUUUCCUGAUUGUUCUGUGUAAAACAUAUCGACAGUAUCCCGUUUAGUGAUCCGUGACUCAGGAACUCGGCAUCGGGAUGCACCAAACAUGAGGAGGAGGGUAGAUGGCUGGUAACCAACGGAUAUGUGUUGCAGCAGCCGCCGCGGAACAUGAUGCUUAUAGAGGAACCUCACGUGCCGCUAGCUCAUCUCGAGGACACCCUGGAAGGUGAGGUUCUGUCUGCUCUGCGAGGGGACAAUAAGACAAUGGUGACCGGUACUAAUGAAUGCCAUAAUAGUGUGCAGCAACGUAAGGAGGAGGCGCGUCGCAAGCGCAGGAAGAAGAAAAGGACAGGCUCCAGCCUUGUGUCUUCCUGUUUUCAAGAACUGUAUAGGUUGACUGGGGAGGUGCUCGGAGAGGGGGCAUACGCAUCUGUCCAGACUUGUGUUAAUAUCUGGACAGACCUAGAGUACGCUGUGAAAAUCAUCGACAAAAUUCCGCGUCAUAGUCGCGGCCGAGUGUUCAAGGAGGUGGAGACUUUUCAUCACUGUCAAGGUCAUCCCAACAUUAUUCAGCUUAUAGAGUUCUUUGAGGAUGAAGAAAGGUUUUAUCUAGUGUUUGAAAAAGUGAAUGGUGGGCCUCUUCUGACCCGCAUCCAGGAACACAUCCACUUCACUGAGCGAGAAGCAAGUCAGAUCAUUAGAGAUCUGGCCAGUGCACUGCAGUUUCUGCAUGUCAAAGGUAUCGCUCACAGGGAUCUGAAGCCGGAGAAUAUCCUUUGUGUUUACCCUGAUAAGUUGAGUCCAGUGAAAAUCUGUGACUUUGACUUGAGCUCAGGGAUUAAGUUCAACUCAAACCUGGCUUCUCCCCUCUCGACACCACAGCUACUUACUCCAGUUGGUAGUGCAGAAUUUAUGGCUCCUGAAGUUGUAGAGGCAUUUAUUGGUGAAUCUACGUCAUAUGAUAAGAGGUGUGAUCUCUGGUCACUGGGAGUGAUUAUGUAUAUUUUGCUUUGUGGUUAUCCACCCUUCUAUGGCAGCUGUGGGUCUGACUGUGGGUGGGAAAGAGGAGAAAACUGCCAAGCAUGUCAGGAGCUGCUGUUCACAAGCAUCCAAGAAGGUUGUUAUGAUUUUCCUGAUCGUGAAUGGGCAGAUAUCUCGGAAGAAGCCAAGGACCUAAUCCGUUCAUUGCUUGUGAAGGAAGCGAGCCGCCGUCUGUCUGCAGAGUGUGUGCUGACUCACCCCUGGAUGUCUCCCAACUCAUCUGGUGCCACCCUGACAGCACGAUCCCUGGUUACUCCUCAUGUCAUCAGGAGGAAUAACAGUGCUCGUGAGUUAUCUGCAUUUGCAGAAAGUGCAAUGGCUGUGAAUCGUGUUGUGUUGCAACACUUCAGUAUGAACCUUGAGCUUGGUUGUACUGAGACUCCAUCUUUGUUUGAGCCUUCUGUAGUCCUGGAUCCAGGUUUAAAUAACAGAGCUACUGAAGGCACAGCCUUAUUUGGUCUUUCUCCUCCAAGUGAAUCAAGGUUGAUCCAACGCCGCAAAGCUCAAAGUCUCACCAAGAAAUGUAACAGCGACGAGUUAUUAAAAAUGGAGGAUAAUAAUAUAUUGGGCAACCACAUCACAGCCAAUUCCACCAAUAAAAUUGAUUCUACAUCUGUUACCACAACCCUAGAAGGUAAGAAGCUAGGGAAUCUUCUUGUCGUCGCUUCCUCACCCACAUCUACUCCAGCACCUGUAGUUGUGGUGGCAUCUCCUAGUGGCUGAAAUCAGAAAUGAAUUUGUGCCAGCGUGCGUACCUGAUUUAUUAAUUAUAAUUUCUUCACAAUUAUUUCAUGUUUUUUUUAUUGCAAAAACUAUUAAGUAAGUGUAAGCGCCAGACUGAGAUUUUAGAGGUGUCUGUCUAGGUAAGGUAGGCUUUUUAAAAGACUUCUAGACCUCUGGUGUGCUGUUUGAGAACAGGCAAGUCUGUUUGGUGGCUUAUUAUUUUUGUUGUACUGAGAGAACCUCCGUGAUUUGUUGAGUAAAUAAGAGCGGAGAGAAAGACUGAGUAGUACUGGAAACUACAAUUCAGUAUUUGAAUCCCUUUGAAGUGCAUGAUGGUGUACAUCAGUUUUUGUAAAAUACUAGCAGUUUCAGUGUGGCGUUAUAAUGCCAUGCUGUACAUCAUUCUUUAUUGGCUUCUUAUUUUGUCUGGGAAAGAAAUUGCUAGUGCUGUAAAGUGGGGUAUUGAGUGUUUGCUUCAGUGAUCAUUGCAUAUUGAAGCAGGUGCAACCUUUUCCUUUUGAUUGAUGUAAAAAAUGGCAUCGAUAUCAUUACAUUUAUUUUUCUCUUCAAGACAUUUAAGUCAUUUUCAUAAACUGAUGAAACUGUCGCAUUUGAAAGGGUAUAAUAGCUUCCCUCCUCAUGAAAGUUGAGUCAAUCUUUUGUAACAUCAAGUGGUAGUAUUUUCAAAACAAUUUAAUUGUGCUUGUCAUGGCAAUUGUGAGAGAUCUUGUGUUGCAUAAUUUGUUUCAUGGGCUACAACAUCCAGUCUCAGACUUGGAGAAGGAAAGUAAGCAGAAGGCGCUUAAAAUACCGUAUUUACCUACAUCAGUGGGAAAGUGUGUGACUUUGAUUAUGAGUAAGACAUACCAGGGGAAGAAUAUUGAACAAUAUUUGUCUAGCCAUUUUUUAACAUUGAAAGUCCCUACAAUUUGUUAUGUAGUCAUAAAAUCUUGUUUUAUUUUUAUUGUGUUAGGUUGUUUUGUUACAAUUUUGUCCUUCCUUUCAAAUAUGAUUUUUUUUGUUGGUCCUUCGUUAAAAUUGUAUGUUUUUUUAUACUGUGCAGAUUCCAAAUGCCAUUCAAAUACAUUUCAGUCCAAUUUUCUUCUUCAAGUGAGAAUGUGUAUUUAGAAUUGGGGGGAACCCAGCCUCAUUCAAAAUUAUGAAUGUUAUUAAAUUUGUUCUUGUUAUAGGUGUGUAAAUACGGUAUUUUGUAAUUUUUUAAAGUGAAUACUGUGGUUAAUAUUAUUAAAACACUGUAUAACUACUCAGGGCUAUAUAAUAUACAAUUCCCCUCCCCAUUAAUCUUUGAUUGUAAGGGUGAUUGACAGGGACUCUUGCUUUAUGAUUACCAGUUUGCCAUGAUGGUGUAUUACAUUGUGAGCUUUGAAUGGUGGAAACAUCAGCUAGUGAAAUUACAAUACAUGUUGGUUGUAUUGAAUAGACUGUUUCCAAUGUGUGCAUGAAGAGAAUUUCAUUUCAAAAACAUUGUAUGGCUUAAUAUGGCAAGUGUCAUAGUGAGUCCACAUCGUAACCCAUGCCAAGAUCUUUGUAUGAAAAACUACAUAGUAAACAUACAUACCUGAAUGGUAAUAGUUUCCUGAAGUAGGUGUGACAAAUUAAGUAGGCAUGUCAAUAGUUGUGUCGAGUAUGAUAUUGCCUGAUGACAUCAAAUGGGUCAUACAUUAUUCAUCUUUAUCACAUGAAAUGUUUUUGGGUGUUUAUUAUUCUGCUCUACUUUUUCUACAAGAUUAUAUCUUAAGUGUAUCAUUUGAUGUAAACUUUUAAGUUAGUUUAUGAAAAUCAGAAAACUACCUUAAAUUCUUUGUACAUUACAUUGUUUUCCAUGGUAUAUCUUGUGACAUUAUAGCUACUAUAAUCAUUAAUCAGUCAUACAAUAAAAUACAUCAGACAUAAUCAAGAACUGAAUUUAAAAAAAAAAGUAUGCAAAAUUAAAUACGAUUUACCAAAGGUUUAUAAUAAUUUGAAAAAUGUUAUAAUUAAACCAGAACACUUAUAUAAAGAGAUUUAUGGCUCGAAUUUUGCUGUUCUUUCUUUUGUAACGUGUGUGUGCGUAUGUAUGUUUUAUGUUCUUGUUUUAGUCUGUCUAGUCUAAAAAAAUCCUGAAACAGUAAAUUUGUUUUGAGGGAUCCAGUCUUAUCCAGCAUUCAGUCUCUUGAUGUAUUCUAAGUUAAACUGAAUUGUGAAAUGAGAGAGUGUGUUUCCUUAUUAAGACUUGUUACUUUUUAGUUUCCAAGGACAUUGACAUCAAGUGUGCCAGAAUAAGAAUUUGUGUGACGCUGUGCAUAGAAAAUGUGCAUAGUUACUUUUUUCCUUCAGAUACAAGUGUAAGUUUACGUGUGCAAGCGCGUGUGUGUGCAUAUAAAUAUAUAUAUGGUAUUAUGCUAAAAUGCAGUGAUUGUGAAAAAUCCAGAGUUUAUAAGCAUGUAUGAUUAAUUUUGCAUCAAAGAAAGCAUUAAAACUGAAAUGUGAAAGCAGAGUAAACAACUUCUUGUGGAAGGUGCAGCACAGUCUAUACUUACUUUGUGUACAAAUUUGGGAACGUUCAUGUUUUAGAGGUUCUAGAGAUUUCUUCGUGAUUGAAAUGCCAGUUACACCUUUGGUUGGAAAAAAUAAGGAAGUAGUAAUCAGUUUACAAAAUAGACAUAUCAAGAAUGAUAACAGUUUAAUUUUAGUACCAGAGCAUGGUGUAUUUUCGUAGGAAACACUUAAAUAUGCAGGUGAUACGUUAUUUUGCAAGUAGUGUAAACGCCAGUGCUGAAUACUAGUUGCUAAGUUGUACCUGAGAACCAUCAGACAUAAUCUUGAUAUUUUUGCAAUGGUAUGAGUUAUGUUCCAAAUUGAAAAGUUCCAUAAUUCAAACUUACGGCUACAGAUUUCCAAAAACCUUCAAAUAUUAAAAUCGAGGAAUGAAUUAAAAAUCUUUUGUGAUGUUCUGUCACAUUUCUUUGAGAAGUGUUAACUGUGUGUGUGUGUGUAUAUGUGUGUGUGCACGUGCAUGGGCACGCACCUUUGUAAAGAUGUCACGUUAUUGUUGGAUGACGAGACAUUCCAUCAAAAUAGACCAAAUCUUUACAUAAUUGAUGCAGUUGUAAAGUCAAGAUGGUUUAUGAAACAGCUGUUAUUCCUAGUGUUUCAGACCUCAUUGAACCGAGCUAUGAGAGUUUGAAAGCACAAGUUUAGUAUGUUUUAAGAAUGGUGGUAAUGAUCUUAACUAAUUCUGAUGUAUGAAGGUACAUUGAUCUUUCAAAGUUCAAUGAUCAUAUGUGACAGGUAAAUAAUACCUUGAAUGGUUUAUUGAAUAAGUUUAGAUAAGUUGCUGUUGAGAGAGAGUGAUCCUCUUCCUGUGUUGAAAUGGAAAACCUUAGUAUUUCUGCAAGAUGUUGAAAGAUACAGCUAUGGGGUUCUGACAACUGUUUACUACUCUUAGUCAUGUGGAUUUAUCUUUUGUUCAAUAAUAUGGAAUGUUACUGAGAGUUGCUUGUAUGAAAGAGUCAGAAUAUGAGGUGAAAUAUAGACCUUUUGUAAUACCAGUUAUCUUGACUGAUACCAUACAUAGGAACUCCAUAGCAGAAUUCUUUAUUUUCUUCCAGGCUCCUAACUGAUUGAGGAUGAUUUAGUAUUAAAAGCAACUUUGUAACAUGUUAUUUUGAAGAUUAGUUCUGGUCACUCGCCAUCAUCUUCCAAGAAAGUGCUUUAUUAUGUUUUUAAUUUUUGUUCCAUACCUUUUUAUAAACUUAACAUUACUGCUAAAACAAGAAACACUGAACAUAAUAUGGUGCUUCAUUACUAAAAGCACUAUAUCUGUGAUAUUAAAAACUCAUGUAGAAAAAAAAAUUAAAUAAAUAAUGACAUUGAA